Messenger RNA from Aspergillus terreus NIH2624, 963 nucleotides. RefSeq names its product putative 3-hydroxyisobutyrate dehydrogenase. The transcript has 2 exons. Gene Ontology annotation, molecular function: NAD binding; 3-hydroxyisobutyrate dehydrogenase activity; NADP binding. Lineage: Eukaryota; Fungi; Ascomycota; Eurotiomycetes; Eurotiales; Aspergillaceae. The coding region runs from base 1 to 963 and encodes 320 amino acids. Gene Ontology annotation, cellular component: mitochondrion. Gene Ontology annotation, biological process: L-valine catabolic process. The record is from RefSeq and is a predicted model, not a curated record.
AUGAGUUCCCUCAGUUCUGAUGACAUCGGGUUCAUAGGUCUCGGGGCCAUGGGGCUCCCGAUGGCCCAGCAGCUCAUUGCGAACGUGCCAGCCCCUACUCGGCUGUACGUGUUCGAUAUCGCCGACCAGGCCAUGAAUGACUUUGUAGCCAUGUAUCCGCACAAGGCAGUUGCAGGGAAAUCGCCCCGCGAUGUCGCAGAGCAUUCAAAAACCAUCAUCACCAUGGUCCCAGAAGGGUCACACGUACGGGCCGUCUACCUUGACGAGUCGACAGGCGUAUGCUCUACUCCGCUGGACACGAGACUGCUCAUCGACUGCUCAACAAUCGACACCGCGACAAGCCUGGCAGUCAAAGCGCAUAUCACCACGCACCAUGCUUCGGCCUCCUUCUACGAUGCCCCAGUCAGCGGCGGGGUUCUCGGCGCCCAAAAAGGCGCAAUCGCAUUCUUCCUAGGCUGCGCGAAGACAGACCCCAACCUCCCUCUCCUGACCGAUACGCUCCGCCUGAUGGGAAAAGAAGUCAUUCCCUGCGGGGGACCGUCGCUGGGCUUAUCAGCAAAACUGUGCAAUAACUACCUAUCCGGCUUGAUUGCGAUCGCCAACUCCGAGGCGCUGAACAUCGGGAUGCGUGCUGGACUAGACCCGCGGGUCCUUUCUAGUGUCUUCGCGGCUGGGACGGCGCAGAACGCCAUUUGCGAUCGGUUCAACCCCUGUCCUGGGGUUGUGCCGGAUGCGCCGUCGUCGAAGGACUACAGGACGGGGUUUAAGAUCCAGCUGAUGAGGAAGGACUUUGCGCUGGCGGUGGCCAUGGCGGAGCAGGUUGGGGCACGCUUGGUCUUGGGAGAGGCCGGGCUGAAGACGUAUGAGGAAGCGUCGGACGAUCCUCGAUGCAGAGAUCGGGAUUCUCGGGUGGUUUUUCGCUUCUUGGGAGGGGACGAGUCGUGGGCUGAGAAGUUUGACUGA